AUGCUGAACGCUGUAAAUGAACUAGACCGCGGCAAAGUGUUCAAGUGUAUUAAAAGAAAAUGCAACAUAGUUGUGCUGUACCACCACAGCCCUGCGGCAUAUCGUUUGUUGCCCGCAUUCCCGUUCUGUCUUCAGGUCGCAGUGUUUGUUGCUUCGCUCAGUGCAGCUCUUGCGGUUUAUGGAACUCACGCCGCAGUCAUUCCAGUAGCACCGGCCGUAGCAGUGAGCACCAACUACGAUCCACUGCCACAGUAUACCUAUGCGUACAACGUGCAGGACGCUCUGACGGGCGAUAGCAAAAGCCAACAAGAAACUCGUGAUGGCGAUAUCGUACGGGGCUCAUACUCACUGGUCGAACCAGACGGCACGCUACGCACGGUCCACUACACCGCCGAUCCAGUCAAUGGAUUUAACGCAGUGGUCCAGCGUGGUCCGCUCGUACCGGUGGCCGCUGGUCCAGCCGUUCUUGCGCCAGCUCCUGUAGCGCGUGUGUUAGGCUAG
Anopheles maculipalpis is the source of this 501-nucleotide messenger RNA. Its product is annotated as larval cuticle protein A2B-like. The transcript is spliced from 3 exons. NCBI's taxonomy places the organism in Eukaryota, Metazoa, Arthropoda, Insecta, Diptera, Culicidae. The record is from RefSeq and is a predicted model, not a curated record. The coding region runs from base 1 to 501 and encodes 166 amino acids. Gene Ontology annotation, cellular component: extracellular matrix.